This is a messenger RNA of Harpia harpyja (harpy eagle), 827 nucleotides long. RefSeq names its product ribosomal protein S15 (gene RPS15). Lineage: Eukaryota; Metazoa; Chordata; Aves; Accipitriformes; Accipitridae. Gene Ontology annotation, biological process: translation; ribosomal small subunit assembly. Gene Ontology annotation, molecular function: structural constituent of ribosome; RNA binding. The transcript is spliced from 4 exons. The coding region runs from base 337 to 774 and encodes 145 amino acids. Gene Ontology annotation, cellular component: cytosolic small ribosomal subunit; ribosome. The record is from RefSeq and is a predicted model, not a curated record.
GUGUCCCCCGCCAUCUGCCCUGGGGAAGGAGGAGCAGGUUUUGGGGGGAAGAGGAGGGUCUGUCCCUCAGACAGGACCCUGUCCCAAAGCAGAGUGUCCCUGCUCCGCCCUGUAGCCGUUCUCUGCACCAGCGCCAACCCACACCCACCCUCCCUCGCGUUAUACCCGAGCCCCCACAGUAGCGCGGGGCGCGGCCCCUUUAAGGGAAGUGAGGGCGGAAGCGCUGCUGGAGGUUGCGGGGGGCGGGGCUUCCCGCUCCUUCCGCCCCGCCGCAGCUCUCGCGAGAUCCGCCGCUUCCGGCCCGAGCGCGGCCUUUUCCGAGGAGACCCGGCCAAGAUGGCGGAGGUGGAGCAGAAGAAGAAACGAACUUUCCGGAAAUUCACCUACAGAGGGGUGGACCUGGACCAGCUCCUCGACAUGUCCUACGAGCAGUUGAUGCAGCUGUACAGCGCCCGACAGCGCCGGCGUCUCAACCGGGGUCUGCGCCGCAAGCAGCACUCCUUGCUGAAGCGCCUGCGUAAGGCCAAGAAGGAGGCACCGCCCAUGGAGAAGCCGGAGGUGGUGAAGACCCACUUGCGGGACAUGAUCAUCCUCCCCGAGAUGGUGGGCAGCAUGGUCGGCGUGUACAACGGCAAGACCUUCAACCAGGUGGAGAUCAAGCCUGAAAUGAUCGGUCACUACCUGGGGGAAUUCUCCAUCACAUACAAGCCGGUGAAGCAUGGCCGGCCUGGCAUCGGUGCCACCCACUCCUCCAGGUUCAUCCCUCUGAAGUAACGAGGCACUGCCGGGAGCCUUUUCCACGUGUAAAUAAAGAUAUUUCUCCCGGC